AAAAGGUCCAAAAGGUCCAAAAGAUUCUUGCCUUGAGCUCUGACCUGGGGCAUCUGGUCUAGACAGACAUGAGCUGAAGAUCGGUUUCGUUCUUUCCGAUUACCACACUCGCUUCUACAACUAUAUCUGUAUCUUGGAGAGCUUCUCCAUCCUUUCGUUACUCUUGUUACCUUUUCCUUUUCUUUUGUUAGUUGUUCUGUUUAUUGUCCUUCAACCAUGAAGGAAUCCUACUUGGGUCUCUCAGCCAUCGGCUGGGAGAGGAUGAUGGGCUCUUGGUGGAACAAGGUCAUUGCAUCAUUUUUACUUGCAAGUGUUGUCCUAGGUUCACUAUACCUGCUCUACAGAUCAUUCCUCUCAGUCAAGAGAUAUUGGCUGUCGAGGAAACAACAAGUCACAGUUCCUGCUGCAGUUGCUCGUUACCUUAAUCGUCUGCGAAGCUCUGUCAGGCCUCUGUCUAUUCAGAAGGAGUCCACUUCUGAACUGAAGUCCUUUGGUGUUUAUCUUGGAAACUUCUCCAGCCCUCCCACCCCCGCUCAGGCUCGUCUCCUCACACAAUGGGACGUCGUCGUCUUGAACCCUCUCGAGCAAGGAGUCGUCAACGUCCUCAACUCGCAUAAGUCUACCUCUGUACAUACUCUUGGUCGACUAAACGUUCGUUCGCUUGCAGAGUCCGAAUCCAGCACCAGCAGCGAUGAAAUCAUUCGCUCUCUUGGUCUCGUGGUCGACGCCAUCACCAAACAUUUCAAGAGCUCUCAGGAUGCUUACUCGCCUUUCACUGGUGUUCUCCUCGCCAACUUCUCGGAGCACUUCCAGGGUCCCAUUUUGAACGAGUUGGUCAGGUACAUCUCUGCCCUUGGCCUUGGAGUCUGGCUCGAGAUGUCGCCACCUGUAUACCUCACCGAGCGUCAAGCUUUGGAUAUCAACAUGAAGUCCAUUCAGGGUAUUGUCUACCGCAAUGCUACCACACGAUCCGAUGGCGACCGCCAGAACUUCCAUCAGAUGGAGGCCAUGCGUACCGUCCAGCGCGCUGUUGCAGCGCAAAGAGUCCCACACGGCCCACCCGUCAUGACCUGGGAGACUAUCGACGAUGGUGUUGAGCAUCAGUACGCUGUUACUCAGCGAAGCUUCAACUGGGCACGAUUCAACAGCGCACUCCCCUGGAUUGGUACCACCUCCGCUCUCGUCGAUGCUGAUAUUGCCGCUGCUCAGACCGUUACGGAACAACCGCUUGGUGCCCUCAUGUGGCUGAAGGGAGACAAGAACAUGAAGGCCCACAACAUCUGGCGUGAGAACGAUGUCAUUACCGCCAGCACUGGUGAGAACGCUCAUCUUUUCGACUCGCUUCACUCUUUCAUCCCCGACCUCAACUCCAAGCUCCGAUUUUUGCCCGGAUCCGCCAACAGGUCCAGCACUGGAAAGGCCAAAGCCGACCAACCUCCUCGCUACUCCCAGGCUCUCAAGGACACUCAGACCAACCCCUUGUCGACCUCCGCCCAGGGAGACGAUUUCACCGGACUUGGCUGCUUCCAACUUGGAAUCGAUGUUACUGCCGACGCUUUCGCCGAGCUACUCCAGGCUCAGCGCAACUUGAGGGAUCUCGACCUCCUCAACCCUGUCAAGCCCGAGGAACUGCAAGAAAUCCGCCAAAAGCUCGAAGUUCUCGUCGAGGGACAAAGCUCCAGGGCCCUCUCCCCCAGCGCAAACUCAGCUGUUCACGAGCUCCUGAACCUCCUCUCCGCCGAAGAUGAAACCUAUGGUCCACGUCUACAAGUCUUCAUUGGACUUCACUCCGGAUUCCAGACCGGCUCCGAUGUUCAGUUCUGGGGUCUCUACGAUGUAGAUGCCAGCUCUGGUGGUUUGAACAUCUACCUCUCUGGUUUUGCCUCUGACCGCGCAAGCGCCAUUUUGCACACAUUCUUGUCCAGCCGUGGAUGCACCCGCACCGAGUGUUUCAUGGGUGAGGUCGCUUUGGCUGAGCAGAGUGGUACCGCUUCAAAGAAGUGGCUUCUGCCCGAACGCAUUGUCAACGAUCUUCAGAAAUUGUCACCAACGGAGGCCAUUCUCCUGCGCCGACGCCUCACUGUCAAGUCUGACGAUGACUCUUUCCUCCUCACUCGCAUUCGCGAUUGCUGCGAGUACCAGCUGAUCGACGUUCCUUCCCUUGCUCAAUUGCGUGCCCUCAACUCCACAGCCUAUCUCCGCGGUGAUUUGUCACCCGAGGACCUUGUCGAGUCCCGCUUGACUUGGCUCCACGAGAAGGGCUUCUGGCACCCUAACCCCGCUGUCGCUACUCAACUCUUCCGUGAGGUCGAUUCCCGUCUCCAUGAGAUCCUCAUGAACGGAGAGAGCGAGACCUACGAGCAGCUUGGAACCACCCUGCAAGCCAUCUGCCAGGCCGAACACAUUGAUGCCGGUGCUGAUCUCUUCGCCCUUGCCGUCUUCUGUGCCUUCCGCAAGCUUGCUCUCGAUGAGAUCUACCUAGAGGUCAUGGACCGCAAUGCCUUCCCCAACCACGCCACCGAUCAGGCAGCUUGUUUCGCUGAGAAUUUCGCCGUCGGCUCGCGUUGCGAUUCCUUCUUCGAUAUUACGCCUAGAGUCCUCGGAAAGAUCAUUUCUGACCGUUACCGAGCAUACUACAUGAAGUACCAGCCUCCAUCGCGUGAGGAUGGAUACACUGAGCUACCGACUGCCUACGCUGCCAUGCAAAUUGACUCUGAUCCCGAGUACGGUACCGAAGAGGUGUCCUCCGUUUACAAGGUCACUUUCUUGGGUAUCUUCGCUGUGCCUGCCCUCAUCGAUAUCAUGUUGCUUACAACGAUCGGACGCGGACUUUACCUGACUACAUUCAUGACAUCCAUGCAAAAGACCAUGGCCACUACCGCUUUGAUGUUGGCCUUGCUCGUCUGCGGUGCUGUUGGUUCCUGGAUUUCUUCCGGAGGUUGCUACUACAUCUACGCCAGUGCCUUCCCCGCGAUGAACAUGUUUGUGCUCACCCGUUUCGUCGCUGGUGUUGCCCUCAUCCUUCUCGGAGGCUCGCUCUCGCUUCUUGUUGCUGGUAUCACCCAGGGCAUUCUCAAUGCUUUGGUCUUCGUCUUCUACUUUGCCAUGCUCUCGACCUACCUCCUGACGCUUUCUGCGCUCUCUAUCUACCAGGUCCCUGGCUCAAGCUUCCAGUCUGGUCGUUCCGUCAUCAUGGCCUGCAUUCCCAUUCUGUUCAUCUCACCGGUGCUCACGAUCUGGGUGCAGCAUGAUAUUGCUGUCUACGUCUGCGUCUUGACAACAUUCUUGGCUUCUCUCCUCUUCGGUGCUCGUAAGAUCAUGUCUCAAUGGGCAACUUGGUACCUCAACAUUCCCGUUGUCACCGACGCCGAAGUUGUCAGCUGGUACGCAAAGCAGCGCGGAAUCUCCGAGUCUGGCGAUGGUUUGAAGGGACUCGGCGCCACUGGCCUUCCACGAAAGGAGCUACAUGCUGCCGUUGUCAAGGACGCCAACCGUGCUUUCUGGACCCGAGCCUCGAAAGAUCCUCUCGUCAGCAGACUUUCUGGAGGUUACGAGUCAACCAAGUUCCUCAUGUCCUGGUACUGCCGUCACAGGCGAACCGCAAUGCCUUUGGCCUACAGCCCCACCUGGAACUUGACCCUCAAGGCAGGUCUCGAGAACAUCACCAACAUGCAAAAGGGUUUGAAGUUGCACAGUGCUUUCCUCCAUUGGCGCCAUACCGGUGCUGAUGUGUGGUCUGGAAUCCUCUACUUCGUUGUCGCUCUUCUUGACAAAUGGGCCGCCCUUGUCUCUGGUGGAGCUCUCGUUGGAUUGUCUGCAGCCGGCUCUGAAGAGUUCCGCUUGGCUGUCGGUUUCGGUCUCUGCUACUAUCUCAUUGGUGCAGUUUCCCUGGAUGCAGUCUCCCAGCCCCUCUGGACGGCUGCCAACGAGAACACAAUUCAGCCCAUCACAUCAGUCAAGUUCCUCCGACAAGCUACUAAGAAUGACCGGAAGGCUCGCCGCAUCCUCUACUGGACCAAUCUCGCCAAGUUCUUCUUCUUGCACAUCUGGGGUAUUGCGAUCACGAGUGCGCUCAUGUGGACUUUCAACACUUCCAAGAAUGCUACAAUCUUGUACCUUGCAUACCUCGGCGCUUACACCGGUUUGCUAUGGUACCAGUACAACAAGAUUUAUUGCGGCAUGAAGGGUGCCCAGUGUCUUGCUUGGGCUUCCAUCCUUGGUCUUCCCGUAGGAAUUGCUCUCCACAAGACUCUUCCUAUGUGGACAUACAGUGGAGUCGUCGCUUUGUCUUUCGGUACCUGGGUCGCCGCCAUCCACUCAAUGUUCCUUUCCGACAUCGGUCUUCCAAUUUUCUGGAAGUCUCGAUCGGUUGACGUUUCUGAGAGCACAGAAAAGGACACCAAGGUCGCUACCUCCUACUCUUGCAGUGCGCUUGAGCCUUAUCCUCAGCUUUCCCAAGCUACCUUGGCUAAGGCCUUCGAAAAUCUCGGCGAUCUUGAUGCUGAACAGCGCUUUACGUUGAAUCCCUCUAAGCACCCCGGCGCUAGGGUUGUCGAUCACCUCGUGCCCCAAAGCCGAUCCGCAAAGUCUUACCUAAUUGAGGCCGCUUUCCCAACCGCAUCGCAAUUGAUCCAAAAGACGAUUGAGCUUUGGAACAACGGACAAACCGUGGUGGAACUCGUUGGAGCCCGACACUUCCCCCAACUUGAUCAGAAGCUUGGAACCAUUACCCAGAUGAAGGGCAACCGCCUCCACAUCUACGUUGCUCUCGGAAAGGAUUUGGUCAACGAUGCAUGGACAAUGAACAUCCAGCGAAACGCUAAGAUCAUCGCUGAAGCGCUCAUUCAAGCCUCCUGCGAACAUCACUUUGGUCUCUCGCACGAUCACGCAAUGCUCUCUAGUCUUCUCGUUGUUGAAGAGGCAGAAUUCGAGACUUUCAACCUCCCUGAGGGAAUCAAGCGCCAGAUCGAGUCGUCUGCACCUGAGCGACUCCGGGUUGUCAGCAACGGCAACGUGACAAUGCUCAAGUAUCUUCUCCUCGGUGUUGAUUGCGAACGUGAAUGGGACGAUCUGCCAAGCACAAUCAGGGCCUUCUUGCUCAAACGCUGCGCAGGACAAUAUCAACCCCUUGGCCCCGACGAGGAGCAAUGGAUCCAAUCCAGGGUUUCUCCAAAGGAUCGCAUUGGUGCUGACGAAUUCGUUGCUCGCUUCAACCUUGGAGCCACAUUGGCUGCUUCUGUAGAUGCAUACGCCAAGGCAUUUGGCCUUCCCAAUGGUCCCUACGAAGAGGAAGUUGACGCUCAAAGUAUCAACUCUGACUACCAGAGGCUCAUCACCCCCACUACGCCUGAUACACCCGCCACAAAACGAUUCAUUCAACGCUCUCGCCAGAUCUUCAAUGCAUGCAUCAAGUUCUUGAUUCUUGCGCUUGUUGCGGAUCCAGAGUACCAACGUGAAUUGGACUACAUGCUUCGCGAUCAGGCCUGGAUCAUUCAUUGGCCCAUUACCUUCUUCCUCAAUGGCAUUUGGUCGUUCUGCAAGUUCCUUCAAGGUAUCAUCAUCCCCACCGUCCUCUUCCACAGGCGCAAGAAUGUUGCGCAGCUUCAGAGUAACAUGAAGGGAAUGAAGACCAUUCUCAAGAGCAAUCGUGUCAUCAUUGAGUCCCUCAAGGGUCCUUCCACUUGCUUCUGGACUGCUCAGUCUGACGGCAGCAUCCGCCUGGCUCAGUACAAUGGACGACACGACAGCGAACCAGCCGAGUCCAAGCAGCUCGUUGCAGUCAACACUUAUGCAGAGAGGUUCCGCCUUCGCCAACGCGAGGAGUACCGCGGUGAGAAGCUUAUCAACAUGUUCACCUAUGAGUAUCCCGAGAACAACAAACGCUCCAAGCUUCCUAUCCAGCGUCAAUGCGUCAAGGGUGACCUUCACGGCCAGAUUGUCCAGUACGAUGAGAGAGGUUACAUCACCACCGGUUCCACUUUCCGCAGCUCUGAUCCCGUUCAAUUCACCUACUGGUACCGCAGGAGUGCUAAGUUCGAUGAUGAAUUGCUUCGCGGCGAGUACGUCCUUCCCCACAUGACCAUUCGAAUCAUGUGGAGUAUGCCUCCUCGGGAUCAUCCAGAGCGAUUGGAUGAUUGGGUUCCAUUCACCAAGGUCACUGAAGCUACAUUCAUCCAGGGUCCCGACGUCUACCACGCUUCAUGGGCUUACGAGCACAAGUUCCACCCAGAGAUCACGACAACCCUCAACGGUAACACCAUCGACACUCCCCCUAUGAUCAAGGAUGAUUGGUUCCAUGUCUUGCAGAAGCCUGAAAGGUGCUCCUUCGUUAGCGACAACCCUGUCCUUGCCUUCUCCUCCGUCAAGUCCAACUUCUUCACCCGUCUUCUCCGUCUCAACGUCAAGCGCUACCCAAUUUCCACUUCUCACGCUCGCACCCAACUGUGGAAGCUCUGGAAGAAUGGACGAGACCUCGAUGCUAUCACUGCUAGGUGGAUUGACGAGGAUCUCGUGCGAUCUGACAGCAUCUUGAAGUCGUACUGGCGAAACCGCGAUCUUGGUCUUCUCUCUCGCGCAAAGGCCUACCUUGACGCCCAUUCCGAUACCAUCAUGGCACGAACUGAUGUCGAUCCCGAGAUCUCUGCUUGGCUACAUAUCGCAUACAAGAUUGCCGAUUACUACAGCUUCGGACAGGGUGGUGACUCUACCAUCAAUACCAGGACACUCAGCGGACAAAUGCAGGAUAGCGAUGACGAACUCCACAUUCUCGCUAUGGACACUUCCACUUGGCCCAACGAACCUGGCGGUGUCUCUGCUUGUCGUCGUGAUAUGGUCAACGAUCUCAAGACUAUCAAAUGGUCUGUUGUCGCUGAAACUGCCAAUGACUACGGUGUACCACGUUUCCAGAUUGAGCGCAAUGUCAAGUCUCUCACGGUUCUGCCUCUCUGGGGUUUGGAUUUCUUGAACCCUACCCAUGGUGUCCUUCGCAACACUUUGGACUCGGAAAUCGUUGAAAGGACCCACGAUACCAGCAUUGAGGAUAUCAAGAAGAACUUCAUUCCCAUUCUUACAAGCUUGGUUACUUGCGCUCGCGCUCUCCACCCUACCCGCGAAAUCAUCGAAGAGGCCACCAAAGCAUUGGUCGACCUGAACACUUACUUCGAGGGUCCCCGUAACUACAACGUGGUUUGGAACAGCGACAUCGUCAAGUCUGUGUGGCGCGAACUUUGGCUCACUGAGGACCAGGAGGACACCCUCAAGGUUUCUGAGUGGUGGGAUUACGAGAAGCCAACCAUGCAACAACUCGAUCAAGCCUUGAACAUGUGGCAUCGUUAUCUCUUCAUUUUCUCCAUUCCCGUCCCCGAGAAGAUUCCCGACGUUUUCCAAGCAUCUCACCAUUUCACUGGUGCCACCUACGGUAUUCUCUGCAAAGUCAAGCGCAAUGUCACUCUCCACGUCUGGGAUCACUGCAUCAGUUUCCGAGAGUUCACCACUUUCAUGUCCUCUGCCGUCUCCUUCGACAUGCCUUUCGUCAACAGUUCCCUCAUGUCUUUGGGUCAUCUCUCCUGUGUCCUUCUCGAGCAUCACGCAGACGUUGUCCUUCCUUGCGCUGCUUACUUCAAUCCUGGCUGGGAAGUCGAACUCGGUACUGCUGAGGGUGCUCUCGAGCAUCGCAAGACCUUCGCCCGCAAGAUCGACCCUGUCGUCAACGGUAUCUGCAACAUGGAGAAAUUCGAGCCUAUCAAGAAGAUCAAGACUGACACUCCUACCGUGGUCAUGUUGUCCCAUAUUCAAUUCGUCAAGGACAUCAAGAACGCUAUCAUGGCUACGGAUCUCAUUGUCAACAAGUGGGGCUUCAGCGACUACCAGCUACACAUUUACGGAGACAUGGAGCGCGCUGCCGGUCACUCAACUGAAUGUCAAGAAUUGAUCGCUUCCAAGGGUCUCCAAGAUCACUGCAUUCUCAAGGGUCUUGGAAAUGCUUCUCUUGUCUUGCAAGAUGCCUGGGUCUUCCUCAACUCCUCCAUCUCUGAGGGUCUUCCUUUGGCUAUGGGUGAAGCCGCCUUGACGGGUGUGCCGGUCGUCUGUACCGAUGUCGGUGCCUCUUUCUGCGUUGUUACUGAUGGCAAGACUGGCGACCAGUUCAGUGAAGUCGUUCCCCCCAACGAUUCCGAGUCGCUCGCUCGUGCUCAAAUCAACAUUUUGGCUCUUCUUGGUCGCUGGGCAGUACACGCCGAGGACGCCCCAGGUGUUGAGGCUCCUAUCCUCUCCUAUCCCAACCCAUCCCCCGAGGAGGUCAAGCAGAUCUCUGACCGCAUGUACGAGAAGAAGGAGCAUCGUCGUAAGCUCGGUAUGAUGGGACGUGACAACGUCUUGAACAACUUCUCUGCCGAUCGUUACCUCCGCGAGCAUGAACAGAUGCUCUGGAUUGGCAAGUACCGCAGCCCCGUCUACCGCGCUCGCAACAGCAACAUCUUGCCUUCCAACAGUUCCAGCUUCUGGUUCGGAAAGGAGAAGAUGACCUUCGGUGCCACUGUGGACGCCAUGUCCACACCACCAAGAACCCCAAGGUUGGCACCCGAGAGGUGGAGCUCAGCUCCUUCCUCCAGGGCUUCCAGUAUUCGUUGGUUCAAGGAGAAACCAUCGACACCUUGGUAGCGCAAAAGCUAAAAACAUUUGCAUUUUCAUUUUCACUCGCUUUUCCUUUUUACGUGUAAAUAACGCCAGGAAAUUGUUAUUACCUUAUACCAACGGGAUUGUUUAGUCGGUUUUGGAUUUAAUCAUGGUUCUCUGCGGGCGGUUUAUAACGAGAAACCAAACGGCCUCUGCAUCUUUCUAUAAAUACUUAAUGACCUAAUCUCAAUAAUAGAUAUUUAAAGAAAAUUAGAUUGGAAAUAACAAACAAAUAAAUAUUUCAAAC
Molecule: messenger RNA, 8920 nt
Organism: Aaosphaeria arxii CBS 175.79
Lineage: Eukaryota; Fungi; Ascomycota; Dothideomycetes; Pleosporales
Product: glycosyltransferase family 4 protein
Exons: 3
Coding region: 217-8658 (2813 amino acids)
Molecular function (GO): glycosyltransferase activity
Source: RefSeq, a predicted model, not a curated record